This is a messenger RNA of Raphanus sativus (radish), 1084 nucleotides long. Its product is annotated as zinc finger AN1 and C2H2 domain-containing stress-associated protein 13. Lineage: Eukaryota; Viridiplantae; Streptophyta; Magnoliopsida; Brassicales; Brassicaceae. The record is from RefSeq and is a predicted model, not a curated record. The transcript is spliced from 2 exons. Gene Ontology annotation, molecular function: zinc ion binding. The coding region runs from base 184 to 918 and encodes 244 amino acids. Gene Ontology annotation, cellular component: cytoplasm.
GACUCUGAAUAGAUGAAGAAGAUGGGAAUCACGCACGUUGACUUUCCUUUCCAACUCUUUCUUCCCCCUUUCUGCGUCUUUUCUGUUAAAUCUAAAUCCUCGGAACCUCUGAGGUUUUCUUGAUGAUUCCAUUAUUUUUUAUUCUUUAACAUAACUUUUUUUUCAAAUACAUCCUCUGUCUCAAUGGGGACUCCGGAGUUUCCAGAUCUGGGGAAACACUGCUCCGUUGAUUAUUGCAAGCAGAUCGAUUUCUUGCCUUUCACAUGCGAUCGAUGCGUCCAGGUGUUCUGUUUGGAUCAUCGUAGCUACAUGAAACACUCUUGUCCGAAAGGAAACAGAGGAGAUGUAACGGUCGUUAUCUGUCCGUUAUGUGCUAAAGGAGUUAGGUUAAACCCUGACGAAGAUCCAAACAUCACUUGGGAGAAACACGUGAACACAGAUUGUGAUCCAUCGAACUACGAGAAAACUGUCAAGAAGAAGAAAUGUCCUGUCCCAAGAUGCAGAGAGUUGCUUACCUUCUCCAACACUAUAAAAUGCCGAGAUUGCAGUAUCGACCAUUGCUUGAAACAUCGGUUUGGACCUGACCAUAGUUGCUCUGGACCUAAGAAGCUUGAAUCUAGUUUCUCAUUCAUGGGUUUCUUGAGUACUGCAACUAACACAAAAGAAACUCCCGCUUCAUCAUCUUCAAGAUGGUCUAGUCUUUUAGCUUCUGCGGAAGCUAGUAUCAGAGAACUCGGUAACGAUAUUAGCCAGAAGUUGCAGUUCUCGAGUGGCGGCGAUGGUAGUUCGGAGAAAACGCAGGAGAGGAAUGGUAAAGUUACGGUUGAUGUUUGUCCGAAAUGCAGCAAAGGGUUUCGUGAACCGGGGGAGCUAUUGAAGCAUAUUGAUAAGGAUCAUCGUGGUACUUCUAUAGCUUAGAAGCAUGAUGGAAGUGAUGAUGAAUGAAUUGGUUAAAUAUUUGUGUGAUUGUAACAUUUUUGUUCUUGUGUUGUUGUAACAUUCUUUGCGAUCGGUCUGGGUUUUAUGGUUUAUGAAUUAUAGAAAAGCGGUCUAUGAAAGCAGGAACAUGUUAAGAUUUGAUACA